This is a messenger RNA of Theileria annulata, 780 nucleotides long. RefSeq names its product inorganic pyrophosphatase, putative. Gene Ontology annotation, biological process: phosphate-containing compound metabolic process. Gene Ontology annotation, molecular function: inorganic diphosphate phosphatase activity; magnesium ion binding. The record is from RefSeq and is a predicted model, not a curated record. The transcript has 2 exons. Lineage: Eukaryota; Apicomplexa; Aconoidasida; Piroplasmida; Theileriidae. Bases 1 to 780 code for a protein of 259 amino acids. Gene Ontology annotation, cellular component: cytoplasm.
AUGACAGAAUCUUCGGCUCACUCCCAAAAACAUGUGUUCGAUGUAAAGGCUCAAUAUUUGGGCGAACCAGGAACCAAAUCCUUCAAGGUAGAAUUUGUAGACUCUACUGGAAAGAAAGUUUCUCCAUGGCAUGAUUUGCCACUUUUCCCAUGCGAAGGCCAAGUGACGAUGGUGGUUGAGAUUCCCCGUAACACUAGGCCGAAGAUGGAAGUUGCAACUCAAUUGGAGCAUAAUCCUAUAGUUCAGGAUUUGUUCUCAGAUGGAAGCCUUCGUGACUUGGACUGCCCAAUGUAUUGGAACUACGGAGCUAUUCCCCGUACCUGGGAGGCUCCAGUUCCCUACGAACACCACUACAAAGAUGAUAACGGUGAGGAUAGAUUAAUGAGCCUUGUGGGUGAUAAUGACCCACUUGAUGUGGUUGACGUUGGCAAGAGGACUCUUAAGGUUGGAGACGUCGUGGCAAUGAAACCGGUUGGAGGACUCGCACUCAUAGAUCAGAAGGAAAUUGACUGGAAAAUCCUUGCAGUUUCCCAGGAGGACGAACAUUUCUCAGAUAUAAACGAACUGGAGGAUGUCGACAAGUUUUAUCCCGGGACCACCACCGGAAUCCUAGAGUUUUUCAGAUGGUACAAAACCCCUAGAGGAAAACCUCUCAACGAGUUCCUCCCCAAUAAAACCUUCAUCUCUAAGAAAGAAGCCAUGGAAGUGAUACACCAAACCAGUGAACAUUACAAGCAAUUAUUAAAGGGAACAAUAAAACACGAUUUAUGGACACAUUAA